AUGGCGGCAGCGCGGUUGCCCGACGUGGGCGAUGCCACAGCCGUCGUGGUGCAGCCCGUCAGCCAGCAACCGCAGCCGUACUCGUACUGCACCUGCAAAAGGUUGCUGAGAGUCCGGAAUGCGAGAUGGGGUAAAAAAAACCUUUCAAAAAUGUUCGGCCCAACCAUCGUGGGCUACGGGAUGAUGACGCAGGCAGCUGAAAUGUACAGUGCCACUGCAAAAAUGUGUAAUGUGACGCAGCUGCUGCUGCGGCUGCCAGGCGGAUGCUCGGCGCAGUUUCCUCGCCCACGCUGGUGCCGCCCAGCAAGCCCAGGGGGUUCUUCUUCGCGCCAGCUGACACUGUAA
Molecule: messenger RNA, 345 nt
Organism: Parnassius apollo (apollo)
Lineage: Eukaryota; Metazoa; Arthropoda; Insecta; Lepidoptera; Papilionidae
Source: the annotation of a GenBank genome assembly